CAAAAAGUGAGUCUUUAUAUCAUCAAUCCCACUUCAUGCGCAGUAUGUCUUUGCCAGCUUGACCAUACAUUGCCACAUUUCCACCUCCCUCUCUCUCUCUCUCUCUGUCUCUCUCUUAAGCGACACCGUAGCAUCCUCACAGACAUGUCGUCGGACGAUGAGGGAGGAGAGGAGUACCUAUUCAAGAUCGUGAUAAUAGGAGAUUCAGCAGUAGGAAAAUCAAAUCUUUUAUCUAGAUAUGCAAGAAACGAGUUCAAUUUACACUCGAAAGCAACAAUUGGAGUAGAGUUUCAAACCCAAAGCAUGGAAAUUGAUGGCAAAGAAGUUAAAGCUCAGAUUUGGGAUACUGCUGGUCAAGAAAGGUUUCGUGCUGUUACUUCUGCUUAUUACAGAGGUGCUGUUGGUGCUCUCAUUGUUUAUGAUAUCAGUCGCCGUACUACUUUUGACAGUGUUGGUCGUUGGCUUGAUGAGCUCAAAACUCAUUCCGAUACAACCGUGGCAAGGAUGCUGGUUGGGAACAAGUGUGAUUUGGAGAAUAUCAGGGAUGUGACUGUUGAGGAAGGGAAAAGCCUUGCUGAAGCAGAAGGAUUGUUCUUCAUGGAAACAUCUGCCCUUGAUUCAACAAAUGUUAAAAAGGCUUUUGAGAUUGUUAUUCGAGAGAUUUAUAACAAUGUGAGCCGGAAGGUCCUGAACUCAGAUACUUACAAAGCUGAAUUGUCAUUAAACAGGGUAACCCUUGUUAACAACAGUGAUGGAUCAAAACAAUCCCAAAGCUAUUUUUCCUCCUGCUGCUCCAGGUAACCACUGUUCUUAUCACACAAAGGAUUGGACAUGUUGAGGGUUUUUUUCAUGGUGGGUCGGUUUUUAUGUUUCUUUAAUGAAUGUCUUCAAGGUUCUUUAAUUGCAAAAUAAGUUAAUAUUUAUAGAAAUGAAAUUGUUUAGUUCGAUACACAAAAGAGCAAUCAGAAUUUUGUGCUUUAGAAUCAAGAAUCAUGUAAUAGUGCAGAAUAAAGCAAAUGGUCAUUUUUACUUUUGUGAGAUUGUAUCAUGUUUUACUUGAAAAGGGUCAUAUAUAGCUGCUGUAUUUGUUAGCUCUGUACUGCUAUUUGUCAGUCAAUUGGAUAGCAAGGUGGAACAGAGCAAGGAUGUAUUUUGUUAAUUUAUUGUAACCAGCGUUAUUGUGGAUUUUAUUGAUAAAUUUCUCUUUAAAAAUUUAGGAUUGUUUCAGUUAA
Ricinus communis (castor bean) is the source of this 1232-nucleotide messenger RNA. Its product is annotated as ras-related protein RABA5d. Gene Ontology annotation, cellular component: endosome. The transcript is spliced from 2 exons. Lineage: Eukaryota; Viridiplantae; Streptophyta; Magnoliopsida; Malpighiales; Euphorbiaceae. The record is from RefSeq and is a predicted model, not a curated record. Bases 145 to 801 code for a protein of 218 amino acids. Gene Ontology annotation, molecular function: GTP binding; GTPase activity.